UCGUUAAGGUACUUCUAUUUGUUUGUUUGGCUGAAGAAUUAGCUAUUUAGAGCUAGAGAUCUCGCGUUUCUUCUUGUUAUACUACUGUUUUGACUGCAUUGCGACAGGUCUCUUUUGAGCCAAAGCCAUGGCCACUGGACAGUUAUUUUCUGGAACUACGCAAGCUUUAUUCUACAACUACAAACAACUUCCUAUUCAACGAAUGCUUGAUUUUGAUUUCCUUUGCGGGAGGGAAACACCGUCUGUUGCUGGUAUUAUUAAUCCUGGUGCUGAGGGAUUUCAGAAACUUUUCUUCGGUCAAGAGGAAAUUGCGAUCCCAGUACAUUCUACCAUUGAAGCAGCAUGUACUGCACAUCCAACUGCUGAUGUUUUUAUCAACUUUGCAUCAUUCCGUAGUGCUGCUGCUUCAUCCAUGGCUGCUCUGAAACAGCCAACCAUUCGAGUUGUCGCUAUAAUUGCUGAAGGUGUUCCUGAGUCAGACACCAAGCAGUUGAUUGCAUAUGCACGUUCCAACAAUAAGGUUGUUAUUGGCCCAGCUACCGUUGGAGGAAUUCAGGCUGGAGCUUUUAAGAUUGGCGACACUGCUGGAACAAUUGACAAUAUUGUUCAAUGCAAGCUGUACCGGCCUGGAUCUGUUGGCUUCGUCUCCAAAUCUGGUGGCAUGUCAAAUGAAAUGUACAACACUAUUGCCCGCGUUACAGAUGGAAUCUAUGAAGGUAAGAAUAAGCUUUUAACAGUUUGCUCUUUAUUCGUACCUGCUGAAACAAAUGCAAAUUUAUAUAAAAUAUUAACUUUUGGGUACACAUUAAAAAAUUAUGUAGGCAUUGCAAUUGGAGGAGAUGUCUUCCCAGGCUCCACUUUAUCUGACCAUGUUUUGCGAUUUAACAACAUACCACAGGUAAAGAUGAUGGUUGUUCUUGGAGAACUUGGUGGCCGAGAUGAGUAUUCCUUGGUUGAAGCCCUGAAACAGGGUAAAGUGAACAAGCCAGUGGUCGCUUGGGUCAGUGGAACUUGUGCACGACUCUUCAAAUCAGAAGUACAGUUUGGUCAUGCUGGAGCUAAGAGUGGUGGUGAGAUGGAGUCUGCACAGGCGAAGAAUCAAGCACUAAAGGAUGUUGGAGCUGUAGUUCCCACUUCAUAUGAAGCUUUUGAAGCUGCGAUCAAGGAAACGUUUGAGAAACUGGUUGAACAAGGGAAGAUUACACCCGUGAAGGAAGUCAAGCCUCCACAAAUCCCGGAAGAUCUUAACACUGCAAUUAAGAGUGGGAAAGUUCGUGCUCCAACACAUAUUAUUUCAACUAUCUCUGAUGACAGGGGUGAGGAGCCAUGCUAUGCUGGUGUGCCUAUGUCUUCCAUUGUUGAGCAAGGUUAUGGCGUUGGUGACGUCAUUUCUCUCUUGUGGUUCAAGCGUAGCCUUCCCAGAUACUGUACUCAUUUUAUUGAGAUAUGCAUCAUGCUCUGUGCCGACCAUGGUCCAUGUGUCUCUGGUGCUCACAACACCAUAGUGACUGCUAGAGCUGGAAAAGACCUAGUUUCCAGUCUUGUUUCUGGUUUGCUUACUAUCGGUCCUCGAUUUGGCGGUGCCAUUGAUGAUGCUGCUCGAUACUUUAAAGAUGCUUACGACAGGUGUCAUACGCCUUGUGAGUUUGUUGAAGGCAUGAAAAAGAAGGGUAUUCGUGUGCCAGGAAUUGGCCACAGGAUUAAGAGAGGGGACAACUGAGAUAAGAGAGUGGAGCUCCUCCAACGGUUUGCUCGCACACAUUUCCCAUCUGUUAAGUACAUGGAAUAUGCCGUCCAAGUU
Molecule: messenger RNA, 1801 nt
Organism: Hibiscus syriacus
Lineage: Eukaryota; Viridiplantae; Streptophyta; Magnoliopsida; Malvales; Malvaceae
Product: ATP-citrate synthase beta chain protein 2-like
Exons: 15
Coding region: 128-1720 (530 amino acids)
Biological process (GO): tricarboxylic acid cycle; acetyl-CoA biosynthetic process; fatty acid biosynthetic process
Cellular component (GO): cytosol
Molecular function (GO): ATP citrate synthase activity
Source: RefSeq, a predicted model, not a curated record